Messenger RNA from Salvia hispanica, 4054 nucleotides. RefSeq names its product protein decapping 5-like. Lineage: Eukaryota; Viridiplantae; Streptophyta; Magnoliopsida; Lamiales; Lamiaceae. Gene Ontology annotation, biological process: P-body assembly; cytoplasmic stress granule assembly. Gene Ontology annotation, cellular component: P-body. Gene Ontology annotation, molecular function: mRNA binding. The record is from RefSeq and is a predicted model, not a curated record.
UGAAAAGUGUCUUUCUAGAAAUUUACAUAUAUUUUUGAGUGAUUGCUAAAUUUCUGUAUAAAAAACCGGAAAUAAUUAGAGAACCUGCAGAAGAGAUUGGAAGAUGGCUACGGAGGAUACAACGGCGGCGUCCAGUGGUAGAUCUGGCGGCGACGGAGCAUCGGCGGAUUCAUACAUCGGCAGCUUGAUUAGUUUGACUUCGAAGAGUGAGAUCAGAUACGAAGGUAUACUGUACAACAUCAACACUGAGGAGUCCAGCAUCGGCCUACGCAACGUGAGAUCAUUUGGAACAGAAGGACGGAAAAAAGAUGGACCUCAAGUCCCUCCUAGCGACAAAAUUUACGAAUACAUACUGUUUAGAGGAACUGAUAUAAAGGAUUUGCAAGUCAAAGCUUCCCCUCCAGUUCAGACUACACCACCCAUUAACAAUGAUCCUGCAAUUAUUCAGUCGCAAUAUCUACGUCCAACAGCCCCAUCUACAAGCUUGCCUACAGGUCCUAAUGGGUCUUUAGCAGAUCUUGGUCCCCAUUCUGCACCAAUGGGACUCCCUGGGUCAAAUUUCCAAAGUGGCCUGCCUGUAUAUCAACCUGGAGGGAACUUGAAUUCUUGGGGCCCUACUCCACCUAAUGCAAAUGGUAGUGGAUUACCUAUGCCAAUGUAUUGGCAGGGAUUCUAUGGCACACCUAAUGUCCUUCCACAACUAUCGCAGCAGUCCUUACUCCGGCCGCCUCUUGGCAUGUCAAUUACUCCGUCUAUGCAACAGAUGCAAUUUCCUGCUUUCAAUUCAUCUUUACCAACAGCUGCAUCUAGCCUGCCCAGUUCUACUUUGCCCGAUCACCAUUCUUCGUUUAUUCCUAGCAGCACAAGUUCUUCUAGUUUGCCCUCUAGCAGUUUGCCUGCUUCAACUUUGUCUUUGAAUAUGCCCCCUAUGCAACCUGUUUCUUUAGCAUCUGAAAUAAUGACCGAUCUGUUGCCGAACAAGGCUCCUGUGUCUGCCAUCCCUACAUCAAUGCUGAGCUCUAGCUUGCCAUCAUUGGCUCCAUUUUCAGUUCCUGAUAAUGCAGGAACAACUUCUAUUACUAGCAAGAACGUAGUACCUGGCCCAGCAGCUGUAAAUGAGCAGACCAUAUCUCGGCCUGUUACAUCUAAUGCUGGGACAUCUGGUUUUGGUCUAAUAGAGACUCCACCACCUUUAUUAACCCCAGGGCAUCUGUUACAGUCUGGGCAAUCUACUGCUUCUGCACCUCAAUCUUUACAAACAACACACAAGGAUGUGGAAGUAGUUCAAGUGUCAUCAAAGCCUGUGGCAGAACCGCCAGCUCCUGUAGCAACGGAAGCUCAACCACCUAUAUUACCUUUGCCACCAAAUGCUCGGGCACACAAGCCAAAUGGAGGCCCUUAUUAUGCGCGUAACAAUUACAGAGGGCGUGGGGGAAGAGGAUCUGGGAACCAGCGGCCAGUUAUGAAAUUUACUGAAGAUUUUGAUUUUAUGGCAAUGAAUGAAAAAUUCAAGAAGGACGAAGUUUGGGGCCAUCUGGGAAAAAGUAAUAGGUCGCAAUCUAAAGAUAAAGAAGGACACGGCGAUGGCCGUGAUGAGGAAGAUCGAGAGGACGAGGAUUAUGUUGAAUUGCCUAAUGUUGAAGUCAAGCCUAUUUACAAUAAGGACGACUUCUUUGACUCCCUUUCUUCCAAUGCCCUGAACAAUAAUCCUAAUCAUGGAAGGACAAGAUACUCGGAGCAAAUAAAGUUAGACACAGAGACAUUUGGAGAAUAUUCAAGGUAUCGAGUUGGUAGAGGAGGCCGGGGACCAUAUCGUGGUGGUGGUCGUUAUCAUGGGUCUUCCUAUGGAAGAGGAGGUUAUGGAUAUGUAAAUAGGGGACGUGGGCGCAACAUGCAGAGUCCAGCUUCCUAUUAUAAAAACCGAUAUAACAAAAGGUUCAUUUUUGGCAUAAAUAACCGGCAAUAUUUAGAGAAUCAGCAGAAGAAUUGGAAGAUGGCGGAGGCUCCAACCGCGGCGUCGAGCGGUAGAUCUGGCGUCGGCGGAGCAUCGGCGGAUUCGUACAUCGGCAGCUUGAUUAGUUUGACUUCGAAGAGUGAGAUCAGAUACGAAGGUAUACUGUACAACAUCAACACUGAGGAGUCCAGCAUCGGCCUACGCAACGUGAGAUCAUUUGGAACAGAAGGACGGAAAAAGGAUGGACCUCAAGUCCCUCCUAGCGACAAAAUUUAUGAAUACAUACUGUUUAGAGGAACUGAUAUUAAGGAUUUGCAGGUCAAAGCUUCCCCUCCAGUUCAGACUACACCACCUAUUAACAGUGAUCCUGCAAUCAUUCAGUCGCAAUAUCUACGUCCGACAGCCCCACCUACAAGCUUGCCUACAGGUCCUAAUGGGUCUUUAGCAGAUCUUGGUCUCCAUUCUACACCAAUGGGACUCCCUGGGUCAAAUUUCCAAAGUGGCCUGCCUUUAUAUCAACCUGGAGGGAACUUGAAUUCUUGGGGCCCAACUCCACCUAAUGCAAAUGGUAGUGGCUUACCUAUGCCAAUGUAUUGGCAGGGAUUCUAUGGCACACCUAAUGUCCUUCCACAACUAUCGCAACAGUCCUUGCUUCGGCCGCCUCUUGGCAUGUCAAUUACUCCGUCUAUGCAACAGAUGCAAUUUCCUGCUUUCAAUUCAUCUUUACCAACAGCUGCAUCUAGCCUGCCCAGUUCUACGGUGCCCGAUCACCAUUCUUCGUUUAUUCCUAACAGUACAAGCUCUUCUAGUUUUCCCUCUAGCAGUUUGCCUGCAUCAACUUUGUCUUUAAAUCUGCCCCCUUUGCAACCUGUUUCUUUAGCAUCUGAAACAAUGGCCAAUCUGUUGCCAAACAAGGCUCCUGUUUCUGCCAUCUCUACCUCAAUGCUGAGCUCUAGCUUGCCAUCAUUGGCUCCAUUUUCUGCUCCUGACAAUGCAGGAACAACUUCCGCUACUAGCAAGAGCGCAAUACCUGUCCCAGCAGCUGUAACUGAGCAGACCAUAUCUCAGCCUGUAACAUCUAAUGCUGGGCCAUCUGGUUUCGGUCGAAUUCAGACUCCACCACCUUCUUUGAUAACCCCAGGGCAUCUGUUACAAUCUGGAUCAUCUGCUGCUCCUGCACCUCAAUCUUUACAAACAACACAUAAGGAUGUGGAAGUAGUUCAAGUGUCAUCAAAGCCUGUGGCUGAAUCAUCAGCUCCUGGAGCAGCGGAAUCUCAACCACCUAUAUUACCAUUGCCACCAAAUGCUCGUGCACACAAGCCAAAUGGAGGCCCGUAUUAUGCGCGUAACAAUUACAGAGGGCGUGGCGGAAGAGGAUCUGGGAACCAGCGGCCAGUUAUGAAAUUUACUGAAGAUUUUGAUUUUAUGGCAAUGAAUGAGAAAUUCAAGAAGGACGAAGUUUGGGGCCAUCUGGGAAAAGGUAAUAGGUCGCAAUCAAAGGAUAAAGGACACGGUGAUGGCAGUGAUGAGGAAGAUCUAGAGUAUGAGGAUGAUGUUGAAUUUCCUAAUGUUGAGGUCAAGCCUAUUUACAAUAAGGAUGACUUCUUUGACUCCCUUUCUUCCAAUGCCCUGAAUAAUGAUCCUAAUCGUGGAAGGACAAGAUACUCGGAGCAAAUAAAGUUAGACACAGAGACAUUUGGAGAAUAUUCAAGGUAUCGAGUUGGUAGAGGAGGCCGGGGACAAUAUCGUGGUGGUGGUCGUUAUCGUGGGUCUUUCUAUGGAAGAGGAGGAGGAGGAGGUUAUGGAUAUGCAAAUAGGGGGCGUGGGCGCAGCAUGCAGAGUCCAGCUUCCUAGUGACCGUGAUCAGCGUAUAAACUUUUGUGUAAUGUCUUUGUAUUGUGAUUGUGAUUUUUAGUGUUAAACUUAGGGUGAAGGGAUAGAGUCGUUGAUCUUCCUCUUUUGUUAAAUCCUUCCUAUUUUCAUCGACAUGAAGUUGAAGAGGCUACGAGUAGAGGUGGUGCUAGUUGCUGAUAUAUAUUUCGUUUAUAGGAGAUGUAUUUAUACUGCAAGGUAAUGAAGAAUUGAAGUAUUUUCUCCUCA